AUGACCGAGGAAGAGGACGCGAAUUGCCUGGAAGCGGAGCCUACGCAACUGCAACAUCUAUGCGGAGUGCACAACUACCUCGAUCCCAUUUCGGUUCUCGAGAAAGCACUGGAUAGUGGUUCCGCCUCUCACCCACAUCCAUUCUCUCCUAAUAUGACCAUAGUCUUAAAUGAUCCCACUUGGUGGCCGAUCAUCAAUGCAUAUCGGUUUUCCAGCUAUUUUUCAGUUGCGGCAUUUGUUGGACUGACAUAUGAUUGGGCACUUACAUUCGGACAAGAGGUCGAAUUGGUCUGGAAGCAACGCUGGUCCCUAAUGACAGUCCUGUAUCUCAGCGUGCGCUACCUUGGAAUCUUAUAUGCUGUCCUGGGCAUCCUGAUUCAUGUUCCCACCAUCUCGCUGACAGGUACAGUGAGCUUGAUUGUGUACAACCUAUGGAAUUGUACGAGUGUCCUGGUAUUCACAAUGCUGUGGGUCAUCAGCGUCACUCGGUUGUAUGCCAUGCAUCAAGGAUCCAGAAAGAUCCUGAUACUUCUCAUUGCCACCCUCCUGCUUGUCGACAUUUUCGAUGUGGUGGCAGCUGUACUGGAAAACCUACAUGUUUCAGGGGAGGAACUCAUUCUCUCCGGCACUCAUCAGUGCUUGAUCGGCAGCUACUAUGAGGAAGAUAUCCCACUGCUGAAUUACAUUUCUUGGAUGGUCUCCAUUGCGUGGGAGGUCCUCGCACUGUCUCUCGCAGUUUGGAUUGCGGUAAAACACUUCCGUGAACUGCGACGACAUUCGGCAGGAGGGAUUAUCGGGGACUGUUUCACGGUGUUGAUGAAAACUCACGUGGUUUACUUUGCGAGCUUUGUUGCCGUUUCUUGCAUUAACCUCAUUCUUGAUUUCGCUCCAAUAUCCUCAGCGGACCAGGUUUCCCUGGGAAAUGAGACUUUUGGUGGCUUACUUCAGAUUUUGGAAGUCGUACAAAUGUUUGUGCUGGGACCACGACUGAUCCUUGGCGUUCGAGAAUUUAACGCUAAACUCGUGGCUGACUCCGACGCGGCAACCGGCAUGAUCUCAAUCGUUUUCCAAGAGCGUGUGCAUAUAUCGACUAGCAGUAGUGUGUAA
Suillus plorans is the source of this 1107-nucleotide messenger RNA. RefSeq lists its product as uncharacterized. Bases 1 to 1107 code for a protein of 368 amino acids. The transcript has 14 exons. The record is from RefSeq and is a predicted model, not a curated record. NCBI's taxonomy places the organism in Eukaryota, Fungi, Basidiomycota, Agaricomycetes, Boletales, Suillaceae.